AUGGAUUGGGUUGGGGCAAUACUUGGGUUGCUUGCUCUUGUUUAUGUACUGCAAGCAUGGCUGUCCAAAAGCAAAAACGAGAAGAAGAGAUUGCCUCCUGGUCCAAGAGGGUUUCCACUUUUCGGAAACCUGCACAUGUUAGGGGAGUUCCCUCACCGGGAUCUGCAUCGACUAGCCCAAAAGCAUGGUGACAUCAUGUAUCUGCGCUUAGGCCUUGCUCCUGUUGUUGUUGCCUCAUCCCCUCAGGCUGCUGAGCUGUUUCUCAAAACACAUGACCUUGUUUUUGCAAGUAGGCCACCUCUUCAAGCUGCUGAACAUAUUUCCUAUGGGCAAAGGAAUUUGUCCUUCGGUGCAUAUGGCUCUUAUUGGCGAACCAUGCGUAAGAUGUGCACCCUAGAGUUGCUUAGCAGCCACAAAAUCAAUUCUUUCAAGCCCAUGAGGAAAGAAGAGCUUUCCAUCUUGACUAAGUUUAUUCAAGAGGCUGCUUGUGAUCGUGUUACUGUUGAUCUCAGUGGCAAGGUUGCGUCUCUCACUGCCGACAUGAGCUGCCUGAUGGUGUUUGGGAAGAAGUACAUGGAUAAAGAAUUUGACGAGAGGGGUUUCAAGGCUGUGAUCCAAGAGGGCAUGCAUUUAGCAGCCACCCCAAACUUUGGUGAUUUCAUUCCUUUUAUUGCUCCACUUGACCUCCAGGGGCUAACUAAGCGCAUGAAGGGUGUUAGCAAGGUGUUUGAUGCAUUUUUUGAGAAGAUCAUUGAUGAACAUAUUCAAUCUAAAGAUCAAGAAAGAACUAAGGACUUUGUUGAUGUCAUGCUGGGCUUCAUGGGGUCAGAAGAAUCCGAGUACCGAAUCGAACGCUCCAACAUCAAAGCUAUAAUUUUGGUA
Molecule: messenger RNA, 882 nt
Organism: Prunus mume (Japanese apricot)
Lineage: Eukaryota; Viridiplantae; Streptophyta; Magnoliopsida; Rosales; Rosaceae
Source: RefSeq, a predicted model, not a curated record